Messenger RNA from Sinocyclocheilus rhinocerous, 1732 nucleotides. RefSeq names its product heterogeneous nuclear ribonucleoprotein C (gene hnrnpca). The coding region runs from base 242 to 1177 and encodes 311 amino acids. The record is from RefSeq and is a predicted model, not a curated record. Gene Ontology annotation, cellular component: nucleus. NCBI's taxonomy places the organism in Eukaryota, Metazoa, Chordata, Actinopteri, Cypriniformes, Cyprinidae. Gene Ontology annotation, molecular function: RNA binding. The transcript is spliced from 9 exons.
AACUUGAAAAAUGUGUAGUCAGCUUUUAUGUCGUAGCAGAUCGACUGCGAAUUCACAGUUGUUGCCUUUUUGCAGCCAGUGAAAUAGUAUUGUUCCUUCCUAAAUAACGCAUUUUAAAUAUUCGGAAGCUGUUGGAAGUGCCGCUCACUGGUUGAGUGCUGAAAUUGUCGGUUUGCCUAAGAACAAUCUACACUUCGGCCUGCUCACAUUGACAAACAGACAACUGCCCUGCACUGACGCCAUGGAUCGUCCUCCCAGCACUAGUCAGCUGUUGGCCAGCAACGUCACAAAUAAGACCGACCCACGGUCACUGAACUCAAGGGUCUUCAUCGGGAACCUGAACACUGUGCUGGUUACCAAGGCAGAUGUUGAAGCCAUUUUUAGCAAAUACGGCAAGACUGUUGGCUGCUCUUUGCACAAGGGCUAUGCCUUCGUCCAGUACGCCAACGAGAGGAACGCACGGGCAGCUGUAGGAGGAGAGGACGGCCGGAUGAUUGUUGGACAGGUGCUCGAUAUUAAUUUGGCAGGAGAGCCCAAACCUCACAGGUCAAAAACAACAAAGCGAUCAGCUGGAGAUAUGUACAGCAGUAGUUCUACUUUCGAACUUGAUUAUGAUUUCCAGAGAGAUUAUUAUGACAGAAUGUAUUCAUACCCUUCCCGUGUGCCCCCUCCACCACCACCACCUCUAUUACGGGCUGUGAUCCCUUCCAAACAUCCACGGGUCAGUGUGAGUGGGGGAACCAGCCGCCGCACCAAGUCCAGCUUUUCCACUUCAUCCAAGAGCAGCCAACGGACAUCUUCUCAAACCCUGAAAGCGGAUGACCUCCAAACUAUUAAGAGAGAGCUUGCUCAAAUCAAACACAAAGUUGACUAUCUUCUGGAGAGUCUGGACAGGAUGGAGAAAGACCACAACAGGAAAUCUGUCAAACCAAAAUUUAUUCAGACACCUCCAACAGGUGAGGCUUCCUCCCUUCAGCAUUCCAGCAAGAAAGACAGAGAGAGGGAAGAGCAAGAGAUAAAUGAUUCUGAGGAGGAGAGAGAUUUGUUGGAAGAGGAGGAGGAGGAAGAGGUUAAAAGCCAGGUAGGAGAGAAUGAAGAAGAGGAGGGAGAGGAGGAAGAGGGUGAGCAUGAAGAAGGGGAAGAUGAUGGUGACCGCAUUAAUGGCAACGGCUCAUAGGUUGUUUUAAACACCAGAGAUACGAGACACACGCUCAAAAUUCAGCCCUUUCAGUUCUUUUGAAAGGUUGAAGCCAAACUUGAGAAGAUUUGUCUGUUAUGAUGUAGAUGCCUGCAAUCUUAUAAUAACUGACACUACAGUUACAUCAGUUUCACUUAUGUCAGUUUAUUUUUAAUGUUAGCAUGACAUCUUUUCAGGCUUUUGAAAUGUCCCUCAACCACGAUAAAAAACAAAAGGUCUGUUUUCAAACAACAGAAAUUAUUACAGUUAUUCUUAAUCAUUCUGACUUGAACCUGAGGGGGUUUUUAUAUUUCACUAGCAGAAUAUGUCCAUUAUGUAUUCUCAGAAUGAAACUGGCCUGAUCCCCGUUUGCCCCGAGUGUCUUGUGGGAUAUUUUUUUUCUGUGAACAAAGAUCAAAUUUGUAUUUUAGAAGGGGGAAACUUGAGUGGCUUCUUUAUUACAGAGAGCCGAAAAGCUUCCAGGAAACAUCUCUGUUUUUAUUUACCUGUAUUUUUAUAUGACCCCGUUUCAGAAUAAUUCUACAGGAAAAUUUC